ACCAACCAAACAAGAAUAUAAUCUCCUUGCAAUUCCAUUAUUUCAUUUCACGAAAUCAACGAUAGUGUUAGAGGAGUGGCAAACUACUAUUUUUUACACCGCAAAAGAAGAAAUGGCGAUAACAUUGAACAAUGGAUUCAAGAUGCCAAUAAUUGGCCUGGGUGUUUGGCGUAUGGAAGGAAAAGACAUUAGAGACCUCAUCAUCAACUCCAUCAAGAUUGGUUAUCGCCAUUUUGACUGUGCUGCUGACUACGGGAAUGAAGCAGAAGUUGGGGAGGCACUGUCGGAAGCAUUCAGAAGUGGGCUUGUUAAGAGAGAGGACCUCUUUGUUACAACUAAGCUUUGGAAUACUGAUCACGGGCAUGUUCUUGAGGCUUGUAAAGACAGUCUUAAGAAGCUUCAGUUGGAUUAUCUGGAUUUGUAUCUAGUUCACUUUCCUGUUGCCAUAAGGCACACUGGAAUUGGUGAAACUGGCAGUCCCUUGGAUGAGGAUGGAGUCCUGGACAUAGACACAACUAUAUCAUUGGAGACGACCUGGCAUGCUAUGGAAGAUCUGGUUUCCAAGGGUUUAGUUCGUAGCAUUGGGAUCAGCAACUAUGAUAUCUUUUUAACCAGAGAUUGCCUAGCUUACUCCAAAGUGAAGCCUGCUGUAAAUCAGAUUGAGACACACCCCUACUUCCAACGUGAUUGUCUUGUCAAAUUUUGUCAGAAGCAUGGGAUCUGUGUUACUGCCCAUACUCCCUUAGGAGGAGCUGCGGCUAAUGCGGAAUGGUUUGGUACAGUGUCAUGUUUGGAUGAUCCAAUCCUUAAAGGGCUGGCUGAAAAGUAUAAGAAAACUGUGGCUCAGAUUGUUCUCCGGUGGGGAAUUCAGCGAAACACAGGUGUCAUCCCGAAGACAUCAAAAUUUGAGAGAUUGCAAGAGAAUUUCCAGGUUUUUGACUUUGAGCUGGCCAAAGAAGACAUGGACCUAAUUAGAACUGUUGACAGGAAAUAUCGAACCAAUCAACCUGCCAGGUUUUGGGGCAUAGAUCUGUAUGCUUAAAGCGUGCCAGGUAUUCUGUUUGUGGGGGCUUUCCUUGUGUUCUAUGAAGAAUAAGAGUGAAAAAUCCAUUUGACUCGAAACUGCAUUGGAAAACUUUUAGUAAUUUAUAUAAUUCUCAGAAUUUGAUCAGAUUCACCAGUGCCAAAAAUUCUUCUUUCUCUGAAAUGGUAUUGGACUUGUAUAUGACUAAGAAAAUACUUUGAGAUCUGUUUUUGAAAUUCUGAAAAUAUGAACUAAUUUAGCAUUUAUUCUGAA
Messenger RNA from Theobroma cacao (cacao), 1297 nucleotides. RefSeq names its product NADP-dependent D-sorbitol-6-phosphate dehydrogenase-like. Gene Ontology annotation, molecular function: aldose-6-phosphate reductase (NADPH) activity. The record is from RefSeq and is a predicted model, not a curated record. Lineage: Eukaryota; Viridiplantae; Streptophyta; Magnoliopsida; Malvales; Malvaceae.